Messenger RNA from Pelobates fuscus (common spadefoot toad), 1128 nucleotides. It is a transcript of the gene PSTPIP2, whose product is annotated as proline-serine-threonine phosphatase interacting protein 2. Lineage: Eukaryota; Metazoa; Chordata; Amphibia; Anura; Pelobatidae. Gene Ontology annotation, biological process: actin filament polymerization. The coding region runs from base 118 to 1128 and encodes 336 amino acids. The record is from RefSeq and is a predicted model, not a curated record. Gene Ontology annotation, cellular component: plasma membrane; actin filament; cytoplasm. The transcript has 14 exons. Gene Ontology annotation, molecular function: actin filament binding.
AUUACAUAAUUCACAGCUGUACCAAGCUCUUAAGACUAUUUGCUUCUCAACACAGCCUUAUAGUUGUGUCUUUAAAUACCAUUUUUCUCUCCUCUUGAACCUCCAGAAGGCACGAAUAUGAAUGGGAACUCCUUCAAAGAAAACUUCUGGAGCGUAGAUAUUACCAGUACUGCUGGUUAUGACUGUCUCAUUCAACACAUGAAUAAUGGCAGAAAAAAUUGCAAAGAAUUUGAAGAUUUUUUGAAAGAAAGGGCCUCGAUAGAAGAAAAAUAUGGGAAAGACCUGGUUAAUUUAACCAAGAAAAAGCCAUGUGGACACACAGAAAUUAACACACUCAAGCGAGCCCUUGAUGUCUUCAAACAACAAAUUGAUAACGUGGGCCAGUGUCACAUUCAGCUGGCCCAGACAUUGCGUGAAGAAGCGAGAAGGAUGGAAGAAUUCAGAGAGCAGCAGAAGCUUGAAAGAAAAAAGAUUGAAGCUGCAAUGGAUGCCAUUCACAAACAAAAACAAUGGCAGUUCAAAAAAACCAUGGACUCUAAGAAAAUGUAUGAGCAGAGAUGCCGGGAAAAGGAUGAUGCAGAACAGCAAGUGAAUCGCUCUAAAAACACAGUCAGUACAAAUAAGCAACAGGAAAAGAUUUUUGCCAAGUUGGCUCAUUCGAAAGUGAGUGCAGAAGAUGCAGAUAAGACAUAUCAACAGAAUAUCAACUUACUUGACAGAGUACGGCAAGACUGGCAAAAAGAACAUAUAAAUGCCUGUGAGUACUUUCAGAAACAGGAAUGGGAGAGAAUAAAUUAUUAUAGGAAUGCCGUGUGGACUCAUGUCAACCAGUUAUCCCAGCAGUGUGUAACUAGCGAUGUGAUGCACGAAGAGGUCCGUAAAGCUUUAGAAGGUUGUUACAUUGAGAAGGACAUCGAGUAUUUUACAGAAAUAAAUAGAACAGGGGAUACACCACCAGCACCUGUUCAAUAUGAAAAUUAUUACAAUUCUCAGAAAAGUGCCCCAGCUGUCAGGAAUCAUGGGCUUCCGGGAAUAAGGCGAAAUCCUUUUCCACUCCCCUCAAACAAGCCAGUGGAUCCUGAGUAUGCUUGUGUAGAUGAUUUUCAACGAUAUCACCAUCACCAAUAA